Apodemus sylvaticus (European woodmouse) is the source of this 544-nucleotide messenger RNA. RefSeq names its product RNA polymerase II, I and III subunit K (gene Polr2k). Lineage: Eukaryota; Metazoa; Chordata; Mammalia; Rodentia; Muridae. The transcript is spliced from 4 exons. Gene Ontology annotation, molecular function: zinc ion binding; DNA-directed RNA polymerase activity; DNA binding. Gene Ontology annotation, biological process: DNA-templated transcription. Gene Ontology annotation, cellular component: RNA polymerase III complex; RNA polymerase II, core complex; RNA polymerase I complex. Bases 10 to 309 code for a protein of 99 amino acids. The record is from RefSeq and is a predicted model, not a curated record.
CGGCGGCUGAUGAUUUUGGGAGUAAAUUUGGGGCAAACCCAGGAGAGAGACUUGGCUUUAAAAUUUUUCUGGGCAGCCGGGAGAGGUAGCACACUCUGCCACCCGAGCGCUUGGGAAGCUGAGGCACUAAAAAUGGACACCCAGAAAGAUGUUCAACCACCAAAGCAGCAGCCAAUGAUUUAUAUUUGUGGAGAGUGUCACACCGAAAAUGAGAUAAAAUCCAGGGAUCCAAUCAGAUGCAGAGAAUGUGGCUACAGAAUAAUGUACAAGAAAAGAACGAAACGAUUGGUGGUUUUUGAUGCUCGAUGAAGUGGAGUUCAGGAGUGUCUUCAUGCGCACAUCUGUCUUACAGAUGUUUCUCUUUAAUGUAUAGCAUUUAACGUAGCUUACUUAAUGACUGCAACUGUAUACCUGUGAUUUCAUUUUAGAAAUGCAAUUGUAUUUUAAUACUUUGUAUAAAGGAAAUUUUGGUUCACCAUAUGACUUAAUUUAUUGUUCUUGGAGUUUGUCACACAGUGAAGAUUAAAAGUAUUUCCCCAAACCA